Paramecium tetraurelia is the source of this 3087-nucleotide messenger RNA. RefSeq lists its product as uncharacterized. The transcript is spliced from 3 exons. The record is from RefSeq and is a predicted model, not a curated record. Lineage: Eukaryota; Ciliophora; Oligohymenophorea; Peniculida; Parameciidae.
AUGAAGAAAUUGUGUGAUAUCGAUGAGGAUGGCUCAGUCAGUGUUGAUCAUAGUCGAAUCACUCAUCUUUGUGAAAUAUUUGUUGUUGUCAAAAGUAUAUCUAAGAGUCCAGUCAGAUAUACAUUAACGAUUCAUAAAUAAGAUUUGGCUAUCCAAUUGACUGAUGGAUUACAGCAAUCAUACAAUUUGUAACACAUUGAGGAAUUCAUGCAUUUCUAUUAUCAACCUAAUUCUAAGUCUGCUGAUGUGAAUUUAUUUGCAUCUACUUUUUAUGGCAAAUUUGUUUUGCAUAUAAACAUUUGGAAAUAAGACAAUGUCAAACACAAAUCUGAUUGGCCAUUUAUUGAUACAGAGGAUGAUUCAGAUAUCUCAAGUGGAUCAACAAAUCAAAUACACAGAACCAUUAAAUCAUCUGCAUUAGAUUAAUGCUGGCCUGAUUGUGUGUUAUUGAUAUCUGUUUAAAGUGAAUAGGAAACUCCAAAAAACAAUGGGUACAAUUUUAAUUAUAAUGACCAAUUUCAUAUUAUGAUUAAUCAGGGAAUGUAGGAUGCUAUAGAAGGUUAAAAGUACGAAGUAUCAAUCAAGAGCGAAUAGACUGUUUACUUCACAUUUAAGAAUUUGUAAAAGUUUAGAGAUGAUGCUUAUUUGACAUUCUCAUUAUUGUAAAUCAUUGGUAAUGGUUUCUUCACAAUCAGUGUAAACGGAGGAGAUAAGUUUGAGUAUCCCAAUUUAUAUGGAAAUUUUGAUUUCCAUGCAGACGGAUCCUACUUUCAAUUGUCUAAAGAUAAAUUGAAUGAGAAGCUAAAGGAGAAACAGAUUUCGAUUCAGGAUGCCUAUUUGAUUAUCUCAGUUGCAGGAUUACAAAGUUAUUAUAAUCCCAUCCAAUAAUCUGUUAAAUUGGAAUUCACAAUUUCGUACAUGAACAUGGAUUACAUUCAAAUUAUGCAUAGUCAACCUAAUACAAUCCAUGCCAAACUACAUCAACCCACUAUUGUUUAAUUUUAUAAUUAUCUUAAAUAAGAUAUCUUCUUUAAAUUACAUAGAUUCAUAGGAUAUGGAAACAUGUCUGUUUUCAUUUGCAAUCAGUAAAGUAACAUUGCUGAAUGUGUAAAAGACAGCAAUGAUGCAGAAUUCAAAUAUCUUGAUACAGUUUUGGCUGCUGGAAAUGAGAAUUCAUAAAUCUUGAUUUAAGCUAACGAUAAAGAUAAAUUCUGUGUUUAUUGCACAUACAUCAUCAAAAUUGAAUCUUCUGAUAGCGAAUUACAAGGCUAAUUAACUGUGGUGUUGGAUAAUGACUUCGUUAAAUUGCCAGCUGGUGUUUAAUACAGUGAUUAUGUAGAAAACAAGAGAUCAUCCUAAUUCUCCAUUUCCUAUACUUAGGAUAGCAAAAUUGAAAUAUUUAUCUAAAUAUUUACAGGAGAUCCUAUUGUCCAAUAUUCAUAUAGCUAAGAUACUCUGAAAUCCAGCAAAAUUGUAAAGGCAUAACCAAAUAACAAAUACAUUCACCUUACUGUUCCCAGUCAAAAAGUAUUGGAUGAACUUGAAUAAAUUGCUGAACACUUGUACAAUAUAAACAAUGAUAAAAAAAAGGAUAAUGAUGAUGAAAAUGAAAUUAGCCUAUUACCAUCUCAUUUUAUUCAUGAUGAAUUAUAUGUCAGAGUUUCCACAGAAUCCAAUGAACCCUGCAACUAUACAAUUUACUAUACAAGUGAUUAUGUUAAUGGAAAAUUGCAAGAUGGUAGAAUACAUUUUGCCAUUAUUGAACAGAAUAUUACAUUUUUGUAUGAAAAUUAUAACGAAUAGGUUUCAGUACUCAAUCUAUCUCCCCUUAAUUAAACAUCUCUAUAAGAUAUUGAAAUAAAAGUCCUUUAUAUUAAAAAGCAAUCAUUCGAUGAUUUCCACUAUGAAUAUUUAUAAGAUAUACCCAUCAAAACUAGAUUAAUACAUCCUCUCUCCAGCAGCUAUGAAUUGCCUAAAGAUAAUGGGAUCUAUGAAAUUAUCCUGAUAAAUAAGAAGUAUAUUGAAAAUGGAAAAGAAACCAAUCCUACUUUAUUCAUUGAAAUAAGUGUCUCCACCAAUGACAUUAGAAUCUUACCCAUCUAAAGACAUCACAGUGGUUAUAUCCAACCAAAUGAUAUCGAUUACUUUGAGACUUAUUCUCCAGCUGAAGGGUAUUUGGCUGUUGAAAUUUACUCAUGCUCAUCUGAUAUCAACUUUAGCUUCUCAAAAACCAAUUUUAAAUCUUUCGUUGAUGAAGAUUAUGACGAAUCUGUCGAUAUUCCAGAAAAGGAUUAUCAUGUUGAAAUGAUCUCAGUGGACAAGGGAACUCUCUGGGUUGCCGUCAAAGGAAUCUCUACCACUCCAGCCUAUUAUCAUAUUACCAAUCAUUUCUAUUAAAAUAAAAAAGAAAUACCUUUUGGUAAAAUAUUGGCUGGCAACGAUGGCCAUAUUAAGUGGCAUUUAGAUAAAUAAAAAUCUGAUUCAAUAUAAAUAGAAUUUGAACAUGCCACUUGUAAUAAAUGCAAUUUGGAGGGAGUCUAAAUUAAUUAUCACAUCUUUAUUGCUCAAGAUGAAAAGAAACUACAAAUGUUGGGUUAUUGUGGUAAUGAAUAAUUCGAAACCCACAAGGCAGAUGAUGAAAAAAUCUUCAAAAAGACUAUUCAAUCAUAUCGCCUAGCUGAUCACAAUGGCAGUAUUGUAUAUGAAAUUGAAUUUCCAAAUUUAGUUACGUAUGAAUAUGCAUCAGUUGGAGUUUUUGCUACUGUUGAUAAUUUCAUGAAUUCCACUUCUUAAAUUAAAGUAUUUUAUAGAACCAUCCAAGUACCAGUACCAAAUUAUUUUGCAAAAUUCUUAAAUCAUAAUAGAACAUUCUUUACUUUCUUAAUAGUUGGCAUGAUUUUGUUAAUAGCAUUAUUGACUCUUUGGCUGUGUUAUUACAUUAAACGAUACAGAAAUACAAAAUAUAAAUUAGACUUUUAAUUAGAGUAGGGAGCCAAAAUUAUUGCCUCCAACAAAUUACCUUAGAAUGAUGAUGCUGCAUUCUAAAAUGAUUUCAAAAUGAAAUACUAGACAUUUGAAGAGGAUUGA